Argiope bruennichi is the source of this 2908-nucleotide messenger RNA. RefSeq lists its product as uncharacterized. Gene Ontology annotation, biological process: neuropeptide signaling pathway. Lineage: Eukaryota; Metazoa; Arthropoda; Arachnida; Araneae; Araneidae. The record is from RefSeq and is a predicted model, not a curated record. The transcript is spliced from 3 exons. Bases 320 to 895 code for a protein of 191 amino acids.
UGAAAACUGUUGAUACAUAUCGGAACAUAUGCCGUCCAUGUGUAUUUAUAUUCGAUACAUUAUUCAAAGAGUAAAAGAAAUUUGAUUCUAAGUUUGCAGAAAUUUUGGGAGGCCCUCAAGCUAUUUUCACUCGAAUAAAAUCGCAAUUUACUUGCUUCGUUUGUGCAAUAAAGUGGUUGAAGUUACAGAGAAAUAAAAGAAGGAAAAAUAAUCGCAGGAUUUAGUGAAUUUGUCAUCCUUUGCCAAACAUCCGCAUCGGUACCGGAAGUGUGAGAAAAGCACACUGACCUUACUAAUUCAGCCAGCUCGGAAAUCCACCAUGAGCAUUCUACUCCAACUACUGUCCUUGUUGGUCUGUCUACAGACAGUGUGGCCAUAUCCAAUUCAAGAUGACGAAGGCUCACUUUUGGAGAAUUAUGGAUUGCGGCUGGCAAAAAGGCCUUUCUAUCCGUACAAAGACGCCAUCUUGUCUCCUUUUGGAUUUUUGGACACUGCCAGAGUUACUCAAGGUCAAAGAAAGAAGGCUGUUGAUUCCACCUUCAUUCGAUUUGGAAGAAGCUCAUCUAGUGAAUCUGGCAAUGGAAGGACGAUGGAAAACCACCCUUCCUCUUUGCUGUUGGAAGACAGUCCCGAAGUCCACCAACCCGACUCUUCCCCAGAGCUGUCCGAUCUUCCUAAAGUCGGUCUUCCUCAACGAUUCCUCCUCAACCACAAUGGCUGCCGAGUUACCAGCACUCAAGAAUUGAGAAAGGCCCUUUUGAGCGAUCCCAACUGCAUUCGAGCUUUCCAAAAGGCGAAAAAAGAGAACGUGAACGACACUUUCAUAAGAUUCGGUAAACGCGAAGCCCCUUCUGAAAAGGAAUUCGAAUCUGUGAAUUCGAACGAGGCCAGAUAAGAUCUAGUUCGGAUUCUCAGCGGGGAAUUAAACCUGUCAUCAAUUUAUGUUCCAUCCCUUUACUCCCCUCUCCCCCCGUGUUAAUUUUCGUUCGAUAGAAUAAAAUUCCUUUUUCGGAUCAUUUUAUUUCUCUAGAACGUUGUUCCAUCUUCAUUUGAGGGAGUUAGUUAAUUGGUUGAAAGGCAAUGCUGAUUAAAGAACGUGCGAAGUUGUAAUCGCUUGAUUUACCUUGUUCAUACAAAGAAUAGGUCUUUAUAUAUACAUAUAUAUAAUAUGCAUUAUAUCUCAUAAUUAGAAUGAAAUGUAUUUCUUAGUAUUACUCAUUAUAUCGCUUAUCGUUUUAUUGUUGAUAAUUUAUUGUUGUAUUUUGUAAACAUUCUUGCUUUUCAUUACUUCAUUAAUCUGAUAGGCAAAGAACGAUUCUCAUAAAUAAUCUUUACUUGUUGUUUGUCAUAUUAUUUAUAUCAUAAUUCCAUUAAAGUGGUUAUUUCCUUUUAAAAAUAGGCAAGAAUAUAAUUUGAUAAAAAAAAAUUUCUUCUCGAAUACUUUAUCACUAUCAAAUUUUUUAAGAACAUAAGCAUAAUUAAAAGUCUGGAUUUUAAAGAAUUUAUAAUUCUAUGAAUUUAAUUUCCUACAGAAAAAUUUUUUUAACAUGUCUUAUUUUACCAAAUUAUACCCAUGUUGCAAAUGUCACGAGUUUUGAAAUAUAUAGUCUUAAAUUUCUGUAAUUAUUCCAUUAAAGGAAAACAUUUAUUAAAAAUGCAUAAUUCUAUUUUGAAUAUUAUCAUAAUAUCCUGCCAUUUUAGGAUAUUUACUUAUUUUAUUAGAUGUUUAUUAGGCUUAAUGAAAAGAAAAAUUCAAUAUAUUAAGUAUUGGAUGCCUUUUGUAGUAUUCAAAGCUUUCUCGUUGCGAUAAUAUACUUUAAGGAUUUAAAUAUUUUAAUUCAUAUAUAAUUAUAUUUAUAAAAUUGUAAAAUAUUCUUUUAAAAUAAAACACCAAUAGAAUUCAGAACAAAUUUAUUAUAGCAAUUUUUAAAAAAAUUGCGAACUUCGUUAAUUUGUUCAUAUUUUUUUAAAUCCUUAAAUAAUUUAAAAUGUCACAAAUUUUUAAUUAAGGUAUUGUAGAUAUGUAAAUACAUACAAACAUACAUAAAUGUAUAGAAAUUGAUUUCCUAAUUGCAUAAAUUACAAUGACAAAAAAAUGUUUUUAAAAUUCUUAUGUUAUUUUAUCACCACAUUCAGAUAUAUAUAAAUUAUUUUUGUAAAUAAUGCAGGAGAGAGCUUUGUUUACAUAAAAGGGGCAAUUAAUCUUUUCACAUCGCUUAUUAUAAAUUCAUAUUUACCCCAUUUUAAUGCAUUACUUUUGAAAAUAAUGAAUAUUAUUAUUUAUCUUUUAAUUAUUAUAUUAAUCUAUUAAUAUUAUUUAUCUAUUAAUUAUUAUGUAAGGUAUUCUGACUAAUUAAUCAAGUAAUGUACGAACUUCAUUCAUUCUUUUUACUUUUAUCAUUAUAUAAUUAAAUAAAACGAUUAUCAAAUUAAAAAUAUUUUUUAAAGUCCGUCAUUCUUCAAAUAUUAGAUAAGCAUUAGCACGUUUAUCUAAUUUCUGGACAAAGAAAUGACAAAUAUGAUAUCUUCGCAAGCAAAUAUAUAUGUUAUUGUAAAUAUGUUUAUGUGCUUUAAGUUUCAUUUAUGUAAUAUUUCAUGAACUUGACCAUAAUCUUUCUAUGAACGAGGUAUUCUGACUAAUAACAUCAAAGAUGUCUUUUACGUUCUCCGCAGUAUGUUUGGUUACUUUCUAUUAGACUCGAGUUGAAAAGAGUCUCACACAGCAAACGCGGAACCGAAUCUUAAGAAGUGGUCCGCGUGCUAUGAAGAGAAAUAGUUAUUUCCUCAAAAAGCUUUCGAAGGAAGCUUAUGUAGAAAAAAAAUUAUGAUGAAAAUAAUUUUCUUGUGUUUUCUUGGAUACAAAUCCAAUUAAUAAUUUCACAAGGAUAAAUAAAGAAUAACGUUGAAA